Messenger RNA from Gadus morhua (Atlantic cod), 2887 nucleotides. RefSeq names its product ring finger protein 144B (gene rnf144b). The transcript is spliced from 8 exons. Bases 587 to 1675 code for a protein of 362 amino acids. The record is from RefSeq and is a predicted model, not a curated record. Gene Ontology annotation, biological process: protein ubiquitination. NCBI's taxonomy places the organism in Eukaryota, Metazoa, Chordata, Actinopteri, Gadiformes, Gadidae. Gene Ontology annotation, molecular function: zinc ion binding; ubiquitin-protein transferase activity.
UGUAUUAUACUUUCAAGCGGUUUAAUUCGGAGUGCACUGGUAAAAGAGAAGUACAAAAAUGUCCUAUGCUGUGUUGACGCCAUGUGUUGAAGAUUCACUGAAACGACGCAGGGGGGCAGUAAGGAGGCUAUUGCGUGAGAAAUCAAUGCGAGACAUUGCUUCCUGGGAAAGCACUGAAGGGAACACAGGCGCUGAGCAAACCUGAAUAAACAGACACGUAUGUCUGUUCAAAUACACAAAGGCUACGAAUGGUUUUGAUUUUUCAUACCAACGACAAUAUGGGCAAUUUGAAAACCUUUCAACCAGCAAGAAGAAAGACGGGAGCAAAUGGCAUAGCGCAGCAACAGCAGGGAUUCUCUGUACAGUAGACCUUUAUCAACAGAUGUGUCUGUGUCAUAGUAUAAGCACUGCGGCUGUGCAACCGGGAAGAGCUACACACAGUGCUUAACAACCAAGGAACAUGGAGGCCCUUGUCCCCCAGCAGAGGGGCUGAUAUCAACCCCCACAACCAGCUCCAGGCUGCACUGAGCGACCUCCGCCUCGCCCCACCACUACCACCACCACCACCACCACCACCACCACCACCAUGUCUGCCGGGAGUCCCGCCGCGGCCCAGCAAGCCACAGGGGACUCCAGCCUGGUCACAGCCGAGGCUGGAGGGACGCCCCCACAGUCAAGCCCCGGUGGGACGCCCCCCCAUCCCAGCCUCAGUAGCACGGCCCCCCAGCCCUGCCCCGCUGGCACGCCCCCCCAGCCUAGCCCCGGCGUCCACUGCAAGCUGUGCCUUAGCGAGCACCCCCCGGCAGCCACCCACAGACUGGACGCCUGCAGCUGUGUCUUCUGCACCGCCUGUCUGCAGCAGUAUGUAGGGCUGGCCGUUAUGGAAGGCGGGGGCGCAGCAGUCACCUGCCCAGACAUGGCCUGUCACAAGACUGGAGUUCUACUGGAUUCUGAGAUCGCUAGUUUGGUCACCGGCGAACAAUUGGAGCUGUACCAGCGUCUGAAGUUUGAGAGAGGGGUGAAGCUAGACCCCAGCAGGGCCUGGUGUCCGGUUCUGGAGUGCCAGGCCGUGUGCAGCCUGAGCCCCAGCACCACAGAGGGCGUGCCCACCUCUGUGCCCUGCCCCACCUGCCAGACCGUCUUCUGCUCCACCUGCCGGGGGCCCUGGGGGGGCCACGACCACAGCUGCUCCGAGACUGAACCCAUCAUGUCUGCUUCCUCCUCCCCCAAGAGCAGGGAGCGCUCCAGCAGCGACUGUGACGCGGCCAUAAAGCAGUGUCCCAUGUGCGACAUCUACAUCGAGAGGAACCAGGGCUGUGCCCAGAUGUUAUGCAAGAGCUGCAAGCACACCUUCUGCUGGUACUGCCUGCAGAACCUGGACGGAGACAUCUUCCUGCGGCACUAUGACAAGGGGCCAUGCAGAAACAAGCUGGGCCACUCCAGGGCAUCAGUCAUGUGGAACAGAACACAGGUGGUGGGGAUCCUGGUGGGAGUGAGCCUCAUCGCACUGGUGACGUCUCCUCUCCUGCUGCUCGUGUCUCCGUGCAUCCUCUGCUGCGUCUGCAAGCCAUGCGACGCGGGCCAGAGGCUGAGGAAGAGGAAGAGGAAGAAGAAACAGAAGCAAGGCGAGGAGCGGGAGAUGGACCUCAGCCAGGGGGACUCCUCCGCGUCAUAGCAGAGCAUCUUCCUUCUGCUCGGUCGGUUGGAAGAAGGAGAGUGGGGGAUAAAGGACACACAGACCAGGACAUGAUGUAGUGUUCAUAAAUAAAUGUUGAACAGAGUUAUGGGCGUCGAUGAGCGGAGGACUUGUGUGUUUUCCGCAGAAAAGGAAGGCUUUUUCAGCGGUUCCCUGCAAGGAGACUAUCAAACUACUGUUGAACUGUUUUUGAGAAGUGCCCAGUAGAAUAACAGACUUCAGGAGUCCGGAAGGAGGAAGAGCAUUUCUGAGCUGUGCUCCAUUUCUUCCUUGGUGUGCAAGAACGAAGCUCCUCAAACGAAUUCACAUGGACAGCUCGGUUUUCGUUGCUAUGAAGACACACUAACUAGAAGCCCACUGAUAAGUUUCAGUUCAUGGGAUUAAAGGAGGUGCUCGGUAGCUUCAUACAUCAUCCGAUUCACAGACCUCUCUUCCUGUUUCAUUUGGGUUCUGAUGUCACAAACGUAAAAUGGAUGUCAUGAAAACUGAGUGGACGAGGAGGACGAGGCACCCACACGCCAAGACGAGAACGCCUCAGUUCAGUACACGGUCCCGACUCCACCCUCGUGUGUGUGAAAUGUCAUCAUGGCCAAACCAGUCGUGUUGAAGGUUCUAUUUAGUGCCUCACUCUACAGUGCCUGGUAUUUAGUCGUUACGUUUUGCCUUUCAUUCAAUGUUCUUUAUCUUAUGCAAAAUGUUUAAGCAUUGUUCAAAGCGAGGAACAGCAGUUAAGUUGAUGCUGGGACCCAUGUCCCGAAACCAUGCAAAACAUCCUUCCAUAGUUGUGAGAAGGCAAUGCUGUGUGUGUGUGUGUGUGUGUGUGUGUGUGUGUGUGUGUGUGUGUGUGUGUGUGUGUGUGUGUGUGUGUGUGUGUGUGUGUGUGUGUGUGUGUGUGUGUGUGUGUGUGUGUGUGUGUGUGUGUGUGUGUGUGUGUGCGCGCGCGCGCGUUCUGUGCUGCAGAAUUGCAAUAGGGCUUUAAUGGUGCACAGGGGUUUUCUCUGCUGUAAAUGUUUGUUUUCACCUGGCAUGUGUCAGACCAAAGGCUCUAACAAAUUGUUGUGUGUGUUAUUUAUGGAAAUGUAUGUAGGGUGUCCUGUUAUUGUUUCUACUUUUGUGUUGGUUUUUUUGUCAGUUCGAUUUUGUAAAGCAUCAUUGUAAUUUAAAUAAACAUGUUAAACAUGCAUUACUUAA